AUGAGUUCAAGGGAACAUCUACCAGAAGUAUUACUUUUCAAGUUGCAAAGAACAGAUUCUCAAAUUGUUCAAUUGAAAGAAGAUGGGGUGGGUACGUUACCAUUAUUACAAGAGUCAAGUGAAUCAAAGGUAAGUAGAACUUUUAUUUGUGUCGUGAGCCGAAAAUUUGAAGAAGAUGCCAAUGAUGAAGAUGAAGAGAAUGAUUCAGAUAAACAUUUAUCAGAUGAUGAAGACUCAAAUGCAGAAGAUUUCUAUAAAAAUGAUUAUCCUGAAGAUGAAGAGGAUUAUUCAGAUGAUGAAGGUAAAUCAGAAUCUUCAAUAGAGAUCCUAACCGAAUCAAUGAUAAAUUCACAGCAGCAGAGUACUAAUGAAGAUACGCUUGCUCAAUUACAUGAAGAACUAGGGGAAGAGUUCGAAGACUUAUAUGAUGAAUUGUAUGACGAUGAAGGUAAUGGUCCUUCAAAUUUUCUUGACAAUGGUGAAGACUUGGACUAUGAAAGACAGCAUUUUUUCCUUGGAGAUGAAGAUGAUGAAUUAGCUCAACACCGUGACAAGAUCUUUGGGAAAUUACAAAAAAUGAUAGAUGAAGAUAACUGA
Hansenula ciferrii is the source of this 597-nucleotide messenger RNA. It is a transcript of the gene IWR1, whose product is annotated as Iwr1p. The coding region runs from base 1 to 597 and encodes 198 amino acids. The record is from RefSeq and is a predicted model, not a curated record. Gene Ontology annotation, biological process: protein import into nucleus. Gene Ontology annotation, cellular component: cytoplasm. The transcript has 3 exons. Lineage: Eukaryota; Fungi; Ascomycota; Saccharomycetes; Phaffomycetales; Wickerhamomycetaceae.